AUGUGGGUUGAAGCAGUUGCUACAACAACCAAUGAUUUGCAACAAGUCAUCAAAUUUCUCAAGAAGAACAUAUUCACGCGUUUUGGCGUGCCUCAAUCUUUGAUUAGUGACGAGGGCACUCAUUUUCUAAACCGGAAAAUGGAAUACCUUCUAAGGAAAUAUAAUGUGCGUCAUAGGGUGGCAACCCCAUAUCACCCAAAAACUAGUGGGCAAGUUGAAGUAUCCAACAGGCAGCUUAAGCGAAUCCUUGAAAGGAUAGUGAAUGCUUCAAGAAAGGAUUGGUCCACCGAAAACUUGAUGAUGCACUUUGGGCCUACUGAACAGUUUUUAAGACCCCUGGGUAUGUCGCCGUAUCAAAUAGUGUAUGGUAAAGCUUGUUAUUUGCUUCUUGAACUGGAGCAUCGAGCAUUUUGGACCACAAAGUACUUGAAUUUUGACUUGGUCAAGGCAGGCGAAUCGAGAAUUCUUCAACUUCACGAGUUAGAGGAGUUCCGGAAUUCCGCAUAUGUGAACACCAAGAUAUAUAAAGAAAAAACCAAGAAGUGGCAUGAUAGAAAAAUUAAAUCCAAGGAGUUCCAAGAAGGAGAACUGGUUCUUCUAUUCAACUCAAGAUUGAAGUUGUUUCCAGAGAAACUAAAGUCAAGAUGGUCGGGCCCUUUUAAAAUCAUCAAGGUUUCCAUAUGGUGCGGUGGAGUUGAAAGACACACACUCAAAUCGAAACUUCAAGGUGAAUGGAAAAAGACUCAAACCCUACUUAAGGGGAGAGUCAAAACUUUAAAUGGAGUCAAUCAAUCUAAUCCCCACUUGAAGAGUGGAAUGUCAAGCUCAAGACAUUAA
This is a messenger RNA of Cicer arietinum (chickpea), 837 nucleotides long. The record is from RefSeq and is a predicted model, not a curated record. NCBI's taxonomy places the organism in Eukaryota, Viridiplantae, Streptophyta, Magnoliopsida, Fabales, Fabaceae.